This is a messenger RNA of Pseudocercospora fijiensis CIRAD86, 879 nucleotides long. RefSeq lists its product as uncharacterized. The transcript is spliced from 2 exons. The record is from RefSeq and is a predicted model, not a curated record. Bases 1 to 879 code for a protein of 292 amino acids. NCBI's taxonomy places the organism in Eukaryota, Fungi, Ascomycota, Dothideomycetes, Mycosphaerellales, Mycosphaerellaceae.
AUGGAUCAUCCGAAUCGAGCCAGUCUCCUCGGCCUUCCGGCUGAGCUGCGUCUGCAGAUCUACCAUCACGUCUGGCCUCCGUUGACCAACCUUCCACGGGAAGCGUUAGUAGGGCAUCACGAAAUUUACGUCAGCCAGUUCAACUUCAAGACUCGCGCCGCGCUGCUACAAGUCAACCAGCUCAUUCGCAAUGAAGCUCAAGAUCCAUUUUAUACCAACAACAGCUUUUUCGCCGUGAUCAACGCAAAUCGCUGCGAUAAAUUCCUGCGCUUUCUGCGUGCGAUCGGACCCGAAAACGUUGCCGCGAUCACCGAUAUUUUUCUCCAAUUCAGAAUCCCGCACAGCGCGGUGCAGAUCUACGAACAAAAGAACCGUCAGUUCGAGGCCACAAUCCGUCGGUUCUGGACGUCAACAGCCGAGUCAGGAAUGUGUCCAAAGACGAAUCUCUUGAAGCGACAUGCGCGGGAUUUGUGCUGCGAACUCCCCAGGCUGGAAGAGAGGUUCACGAGGGAAAAUGAGCGCGCCCUCGUCGAUUUCGCGAAAGCUUUGCCUGUCGAGCUCGGCCGGUAUAGCAUUCGAGGCAAUUUACAGGAGCAUAGCCAUAUCAAGGCUUCAUGGUUUCUUCGCCGAUUCGGAUUUGCACACUUCAAGCUCGGUGUCUCGGAGCGUGUCGUUCGUUUGUUCGAGCAGGAGCUUGCAAAGCAGGGUUUCGACUUCUUUAGGAACUGUGAGAUUCUGAGAGAUGGCGAACGGGCUGCGGCUCCGGCGAAUUUGAAGCUGUGGAAGGAGAAGCGUCCGUGGAGCUGGGGAGACAAUACAUCCACUUCCGACACGGCAGUCCUUACCGCAUCACUACUCAAUCCACUCACAGGCGGCUAG